AUGACCCUUUCCGAGGCCAUCGCUUCAAAUCCGGGCACAGACACGGUAGAAGAGACCAGUUGGACCGCAGAUGAAGAACGGCACCUUGUUCGCAAGCUCGACAUUCGCAUCUUUCCAGCGAUCAUCGUGCUUUUCAUUCUGAACUUCAUCGACCGCAACAACUUCGCCAAUGCAAGAUUGAAGGGUCUCGAAGCUGAUCUUCAACUGUCAGAUGUCGAAUGCCAAACCUGCAUUAGUAUUUUACUGGUUGGAUAUGUCAGCUGUCAGGUCCCGAGUAAUACGAUUCUGAAUCAAGUCAAGAGGCCUAGCUUGUAUUUGUGCACGUGUGCCGCAUUCUUUCCCGGCUGUCUCUUGCUUUUAAGCAGGUGGUACACAAGAGCAGAGAUGCAACUGAGAGUUACAUUGAUCAAUGCUGAUAAUCUUGCCACCCAAGCAUUUGGUGGGCUCAUUGCUGCUGGCAUUCUGGGUGACAUGGAAGGCGUUCAUGGCAUUCGGGCGUGGAGGUGGCUCUUCAUCAUCGAAGGAGUUCUCACUGUGGGCAUUGCGUUCAUCGCAUACCCGAUCUUGACAGACUACCCUGCUACGACACGCUGGCUCUCGGCUCGACACUUCUUCGUUCCUACAAUCAAACAAGCUCUCGGAUACUCAACAACCAUAACCCUACUUCUCACUGCUCCGCCCUGGAUCUUUGCAAUCCUCGUCUCCCUUCCAAAUGGUUGGCAUGCAGAUCGCUCUGGAGAACGAUACUUUCACUGUCUCUGGCCUGCUAUCGCUUGCUUGGUUGGCUAUGCGAUAUCCAGCUCCAGUGUCAAUAUCGGCGCUCGGUACUUCAGCACCUUUUUGAUGACGACUGGCUACGCAUCUGGUUUCGUUGUGCUUGCUUGGAUCUCGAACACAAUCCCAAGACCUCCGGCCAAGCGAGCUGUGGCGAUCGGGAUGAUCAAUGCUUGUGGUAAUAUCGGGAGCAUACCAGGGAUUUAUAUUUGGCGAAGCAUGGAUGGACCUUACUACAGGGUGCCAUUUUGGAGCUGCUUCGCUAUUCUGGGUUCGGCCUGUGCGGUCGCGUGUGUUCUCAGACAGUAUCUGGCCAGGUUGAAAUCGCAAGCUGGAUCGAGACGAGAAUGGCACGAUUGA
This is a messenger RNA of Pseudocercospora fijiensis CIRAD86, 1134 nucleotides long. RefSeq lists its product as uncharacterized. The coding region runs from base 1 to 1134 and encodes 377 amino acids. Gene Ontology annotation, cellular component: membrane. Lineage: Eukaryota; Fungi; Ascomycota; Dothideomycetes; Mycosphaerellales; Mycosphaerellaceae. The record is from RefSeq and is a predicted model, not a curated record. The transcript has 3 exons. Gene Ontology annotation, molecular function: transmembrane transporter activity.